CAGACCAUCGACUUAGAUAAAUAUGAUAACAAAAGACUGACAGCAAAAUAAUAAUACGCCGAACUUAUAAGAAAACAGCACACUCUUCAGAAACAGCGAUUUUAUAUGCGUGAAUAAAUAUGUGUACUGAUAUAGAUCCUACCUGUUAAGACUGGUGCCGUCCAACUUCAACUUAAUUAAAAUUUACAAAGUGUUAUAGGUUAAUCGUGACAUGGGAACUGUUCAUAUGUGAUAAGUGUGUUUGUAAAUUGUAUAGAAGCAUAAGGAAUAUUUAUUUUAGACAAUGAUUCCUUCCAAUACAAUAUGUGUGUCGCAGGAAGGUCCUGCAAAUGCUUUAGCAUUAAACAAGGAUUGUACACAAGUUGUUAUAGCUGGAAGAAAUGUGUUUAAAGUAUUCUCUAUUGGUGAAGAUGAGUUCUCAGAAGUGUGCAAUCUAAGGGUGGGAAAAAACUUAAAUUUAAAUUUCUCUUCCAUUGAUGUUGCUUGGAGUACAAUAGAAGAGAACACUCUAGCCACAGCUGCAACAAAUGGGGCUGUGGUGGUUUGGAAUCUUGGGAGAUCAGGACGCUCCAAACAGGAACAUGUAUUCUCUGACCACAAAAGAACUGUUAAUAAGGUUAGUUUCCACUUAACGGAGCCAUCACUUCUGAUCUCUGGCUCUCAGGAUGGCAUGAUGAAAUGUUUCGAUCUUCGCAUGAAGGAGGUAGCUCGCACAUUUAUCAGUAACACAGAAUCAAUCCGCGACGUUCAGUUCAGUCCGCACCAAGCGCACACAUUCGCGGCGGUGUCAGAGAAUGGUACAGUGCAGGUGUGGGACUCACGACGCAGCGAGCGCUGCCUGCAGCAGUUCACUGCCCACUCCGGGCCAGUGUUUGCCUGCGACUGGCACCCUGAUGUACCCUGGCUCGCCACCGCCUCGCGAGAUAAGACCAUCAAGGUAUGGGACAUGCACGGCAAGCCUAACUUAGAGUACACCAUAUAUACGAUAGCAUCCGUCGGCCAUGUGAAAUGGCGGCCACAAAAGAAGUACCAGGUGGCGUCGUGCGCGCUGGUGCUGGACUGCGCCGUGCACGUGUGGGACGUGCGCCGGCCCCACCACAUGCGCAGCUGGAUGCAGCAGCACCGCAUCUGCCCCGCCGGCUGCGGACACUACUGCCAACUCGCCUGA
Messenger RNA from Papilio polytes (common Mormon), 1168 nucleotides. RefSeq names its product WD repeat-containing protein 24 (gene Wdr24). The record is from RefSeq and is a predicted model, not a curated record. Gene Ontology annotation, molecular function: protein binding. Lineage: Eukaryota; Metazoa; Arthropoda; Insecta; Lepidoptera; Papilionidae. Bases 284 to 1168 code for a protein of 294 amino acids. The transcript is spliced from 8 exons. Gene Ontology annotation, biological process: positive regulation of TOR signaling.